Messenger RNA from Lasiosphaeria miniovina, 1569 nucleotides. RefSeq lists its product as uncharacterized. Gene Ontology annotation, molecular function: RNA polymerase II cis-regulatory region sequence-specific DNA binding; DNA-binding transcription factor activity, RNA polymerase II-specific. Gene Ontology annotation, cellular component: nucleus. The transcript is spliced from 2 exons. The coding region runs from base 1 to 1569 and encodes 522 amino acids. Gene Ontology annotation, biological process: regulation of transcription by RNA polymerase II. The record is from RefSeq and is a predicted model, not a curated record. NCBI's taxonomy places the organism in Eukaryota, Fungi, Ascomycota, Sordariomycetes, Sordariales, Lasiosphaeriaceae.
AUGGACCGCAACACGCCGCGGUCGCCGGCCUCGCCCAGAUUAGAGCAGCUGCCGACUGGCUUCAACGAACUGGUAAGACACAAUGCCGCCACAUCAUAUCCCCGCGAGGUCCACGGCCUACAAAUCAGGCAGAGCCAAUCUCAGCCGACGUCGAGAUACGGGACGCCAGUGCCUCAACCAUAUAGCACCCCGGCAACGUCGCCGCCAACCCCGUCUCGGGGGUCGGACAUAAUGACGACUCGGAGCAACGUCACAACCGGAUCAAAGGUGCUGGCACCCAGGAGCGGUCGCAUCGAGAAGUCCGCUCCCAAAAAGAAGGCCAAAAAGGAACGGGCCAAGACGCCCAAGAAUGUCCCAAAUCUCGACAGACCCAUGAGCGAGCUGACCGAGGCAUCGCAAAUACCAGUCGCCGACAUCGAGACGUAUGUGCACCGGUCGUCCGAAGUGCGCCAGCAAGAAGUCGACACGGGAAAGAACCCGGGCAGGGUCAAGAGGCCCAUGAACGCCUUUAUGCUCUACCGCAAGGCAUAUCAACAGCGCGCCAAGGAAUGGGCGUCGCAGCACAACCACCAGGUCGUCUCGCGCGUGUGCGGGCUCAGCUGGCCCCUGGAGCCCGAGAGCGUACGGCAACAGUUCAAGGCGUGGGCCGACCUGGAGCGCGACAACCACCAGAAGGCGCACCCCGACUACAAGUUCACGCCCUCCAAGCCGCAGAAGGCCAAGUAUGACGACGGCCAUAAAAGCGACAAUUCGGACCUCGAAGACUUUGACUGGGUCAACCGGACAGGGCGCGGCCGAUCGACAACGAAGACGCCCAACGAAGGCGUGGGUGGCGACUAUCUCCGGCCCCAGUCGGGCUACGGCAUGGGCCCGUACCACCCGAUAGGCGACCACGGCGGCAUGGGGCUCUCGCACCACCAAAACAGGUCGGCGUUUGACUUCUCCAACCCGGGCCGAUCCAUGCCGCCGCCGUACGGCCACCGCGACAUGCCGGGGCAGUACUACGAGACGCAGGUCCGCAAUCAGCAGCACCGCAGUGGCAUACACCACCACGGCUUAGUCGAGGAUGUCAUGAUGCACAAAACGCCAUCCCCAAGCCUCGCAUUCCAACAGCUGACCCACCCGUCGUCCCAGCUGCACCCGCCGCUGCACGGGCACUACGGCCUCGGCCAGUAUCACGGGCACUCGCCGGCUUCGGAGCCGCUGCUGCUGCCGCUUUCGCCGUCGCAGCCGCUGCCGCUGCACCGCUUUGAUCACCACCGCAUCGACCCUUCCCUGCACGACCCGCCGCUGAUGGACUCGCACGCCUUCAAUAACCUCCUUUUCGACACCGAUCUUGGCACCGUUCCACAGUCGUGGCAGACGGCCCACCUCCCGACGGGCCACGACGACGCCGAGGGGGGCCAGUAUUCGGACCCGUUCAUGAGCUAUGACGAGACGCUGCCCAUGGACCAGAACGCGUCGCUGUUGAAGGGCGACUGGGAGAUCGAGCCUCUUUCGGACACGGCCCAGUUGGACACGAGCUGGGAAGACCCUCCGCCUCAGAAACGUGAGUCUUCGAAUGAUUGA